This is a messenger RNA of Pleurotus ostreatus (oyster mushroom), 855 nucleotides long. It is a transcript of the gene CAF16, whose product is annotated as CCR4-NOT regulatory complex component. The record is from RefSeq and is a predicted model, not a curated record. Lineage: Eukaryota; Fungi; Basidiomycota; Agaricomycetes; Agaricales; Pleurotaceae. The transcript has 6 exons. Gene Ontology annotation, molecular function: ATP binding; ATP hydrolysis activity. Bases 1 to 855 code for a protein of 284 amino acids.
AUGGAGGCCACCGAAGCAGUUUCGGUGACAAACUUGACCUAUUCCUACCACCCAGGAUCACCGCCAUCUCUGCUCGACAUCCAUUUGAAUCUGCCAAGGGGAUCGCGAACACUAAUCGUUGGUGCCAAUGGAGCUGGAAAGUCUACGCUGCUGCAGAUCCUCGCUGGGAAACGGCUGGUUAGCAUCGACGGCGCUGAUCUCAGGAUCAAGGGCAGGGAUGUAUUUCGCGACUCGCCACCGGGCGUCACAUACCUUGGGACCGAGUGGGCCAUGAAUCCCGUUGUCAGAGGCGACAUUGUAGUCUCGCAUUUCCUAGACAGCGUCGGUGGUUAUAGACAUAAGGAACGACGCGACCGCCUGCUGGAUAUCCUCGACAUUGACCUCGAUUGGCACAUGCACGCUAUAUCCGAUGGGGAACGCCGGCGGGUUCAACUGUGUUUUGGGUUGAUGAUAGAUUGGGAUGUUUUGCUUCUUGAUGAGGUCACCGUGGAUCUGGAUGUCCUUGUUAGGGACGAGCUACUCCAAUUUCUGAAAUCAGACAGUGAAGAACGCGGUGCAACGAUAUUAUAUGCUACACAUAUAUUUGAUGGGCUGGGAGGUUUCCCCACGCAUAUAGCGCACAUGCGCUUCGGGUCAUUCGUGACGCCGCCCACGCCUUGGCCCAUUGCCGACACGCCUACCCGGCCAGGCACCAGCUCGGCGUUGUACAACGUGGCCUUGGAGUGGAUUCGCGAAGACCGUGAACAUCGCCGUCAGCUUGAGAAAGAGGGCAUGAAGAAGAGAGGAGCUAGGAGGGAGCAGGCUGUGCCCUCGAACUCGGAAAUAUUCUAUCGCAAGUAUGAUUAUGCUCACUAA